Messenger RNA from Xiphophorus hellerii (green swordtail), 2489 nucleotides. It is a transcript of the gene ncaph, whose product is annotated as non-SMC condensin I complex, subunit H. Bases 128 to 2212 code for a protein of 694 amino acids. The record is from RefSeq and is a predicted model, not a curated record. NCBI's taxonomy places the organism in Eukaryota, Metazoa, Chordata, Actinopteri, Cyprinodontiformes, Poeciliidae. Gene Ontology annotation, molecular function: chromatin binding. The transcript is spliced from 18 exons. Gene Ontology annotation, biological process: mitotic chromosome condensation. Gene Ontology annotation, cellular component: condensin complex.
GCGCAAAAAUUCAAAAGCUGAACAGGAAUUCAGAAAGUGCUGCUCCUUUCUCUCCUUUUGUUAAAAUUCAAAAGCAAGUGUCCUCCGUCUGAAGGGCCUCGUCAGAACUUUGAACCCAUAAGACAGAAUGAGUGCGACAUGCACGCCCGUCUCCCGGGUCCGUCCGGGAUGGAACUCAUCCUCUCUGAACAAGAACCAAGGUCUGUCGCCGGCAGCCUGCAGCACACCGCUGCUGGCUGCCUUCCCUGGCAACGACGACGAGCAGGAACGCCGGCAGCGCAGGAGAUCAAGAGUGAUCGACCUUCAAGCUGCCAACGAUUCAUCCUUCACUGACUCUGGGUCUCACAGUGCCGUGGGGACUCCUGCUGCUGUACCCAAGCUGUCCAAUGCUCAGAUCUCAGAGCAUUACUCCACAUGCAUAAAGCUUUCAACUGAGAAUAAAAUCACCACCAAAAAUGCUUUUGGUCUGCAUCUGAUUGAUUACAUGGCCGAUAUUCUAAAGCAAAAGGAUUCUGAGAUCACCAACUUCAAGGUGGCAGCUGGUACUCUGGAUGCCAGUACAAAGAUCUAUGCUGUGAGAGUGGAUGCUGUUCAUGCUGAUGCCUACAGAGUGUUGGGCGGUCUUGGGGCUGAAACGAAACCUGGAGAAGAUCACGGUUUGAAAGAUGAGGACGUGGAUGGAGACAAGGCAGCUGGAGGAGACAUGACUGCCAAGCAGCCAAAGAAAAAGAGGCCUCCUAAAAAGACAGUGGAGCAGAACCUGAGCAACAUCAACUGUGCAGAUUCUGAGAGGAGAUGUGAGGUGGACCCCAUGUUUCAGCGGAUGGCCUCAUCCUUCGAUGAGAGCAGCACAGCGGGGGUCUUUCUAUCCGUUCUGUUCAGUGAGAGCAGUCGCUGCGAGCUGCUGUUUCCCUCACACAUGACCCUCCUGCAGUCCACACCCUCCUACUCUCCACCGACUCCACAGAGAGUUUCUGCAUCACUGUUCAAGGCUGCGCUGCAGCGUUCCCAGCAGAAGAGCUGCAUCUGCCCCUCACUGCAAGACUUCUCAUUCACAAGCUGGAACCCUGAGCAGACCAUGAACCAGCUGCUGGAGAAGAUGAAGCAGGGCGAACACGUGUUUGACGUGAAUGCUGAGCCGGAGCCGGAAGAAGACGACUGCCCUGACUUUGAUGCUGAUUAUGAAGAGGGACUAGCUGACUGUGAGGAAGGAUCAAAGGAACACAAGGAGGGCUGCGAAUCGUCCGGCCCCAGCAAAGGAAGGGACGUGAUUCCCAUCGGAGAAGGAGACAUCGCUACCAUGUGUCUGCAGCUUUCCUCUCAGCCCAGGGAAUAUUCUUACUUCAGCCCGAGAACCAUGGCAGCCUGGGCCGGCCCCGGAUACUGGCAGUUCAAACCGAAACACAAACUGGAUCAUGUUCCUGACAAAGAGACCAGAAAAAGGAAGCCCAAGAAGACCUUUGAAAUAGACUUCAACGAUGAUGUCAACUUUGACACGUACUUCCGCACCACAAGGGCGGCCACCACUAACAGUAAGUCCGCCCUCAGCGCCAGCAACAAGAAGACGACCCUGCCUGCCAAUUUCAAGUUUGCCCCAGAGAUUCUCUCCCAGCUCAGCCUCAAACCGUCCAGCUCGUUGAGUCAAGAGGCCCAGAAGAGGCUGUCUGGAGAGCUUGGAGAAGGAAUCGGGGAUUACGACUACAACAACGCCAACGACACAGCCAACUUCUGUCCUGGUCUUCAGGGUGGUGACAGUGAUGACGACGUCGAAGGGUUUGGUGGUUCAGAUGACACUCAGCCUUCAGGUGACGGUCUGUCUCAGCCCUCGCAAGACCUGGAGGGAGUUUCCACAUACGGGGAGGAAGAUCUGGUGCCUGAGCCACACAGGGUGAACAAAAUAGAAAUCAACUACGCCAAGACAGCGAAGAAAAUGGACAUGAAGAGGCUGAAGAACAGCAUGUGGACUCUGCUGACUGACAGCCCAGAAAAACCUAGACAGCAGGUGGAGGACAGUGCAGAGGCUCCAGUGUGUGGAGAGAAAGCCUUCAGUCAGACCACAAAGACUCUGCUUCAAAGAUUACCCAGCAGUAUGGCUCAGAACCUGUCGGUGCCACUGGCGUUUGUUGCCCUGCUGCAUCUCGCUAAUGAAAAGAACCUGGAGCUGGUGAAGGUUGAUGACAUGUCAGAUAUCAUCAUCAGACAAGGCCAGUGACCAGAACGGAGGAUUUGAACGAAGAUUCGCAAUUUUUUGUUGUUGUUGUUGUUUCUACAGCCUUAUUUUUCAUACUCAGUGUUUAUCUAAAACUUCUUUCUUUUUUUCUAAAAUAUGUUUUUAAGUGUCUUUCCUUAUCUCCGUGUAAUGAAGAUAAUCUGCUUUUGCUCCCUCCUUUCUCAACUCUUUUCUCUGUCUUGUCUGUGUAGAUGAUUAUAACAGCUCAAUCAGUGCUCAAAAAAUUAAUUGUCAAAAUAAAUGCUUUCUUUUUCAUAAA